Messenger RNA from Symbiodinium natans, 8007 nucleotides. NCBI's taxonomy places the organism in Eukaryota, Dinophyceae, Suessiales, Symbiodiniaceae. The record is from the annotation of a GenBank genome assembly.
AUGUCGGAUUCUGCUCCGCUUAAUCCUGCAGGUAUACCUAUCCCGGAAGACGGAGCUAGUAGCCUGAGUAUGUCCUUUGAUGGUAAUGCUCCAGGUGACGAGGCUCCUCCCCGGGACAGUGAACCUCCUUUGACCACCAAUGCCCUGAGGAUACAUGACAUGCGUCUCUUCCAGAGAGGUGCGGUUUCGGAAGCUGCUGCCCCCACAGGAGCACCUAGUAGCCUCAGUACCACCACACCUUGGCAGGUCGUGUCUCCUCAUGAAAGACAAGCUUCAGCUCCAAAUGUAGCUAAAAGAGGUUCACUUCAGACCUUUAAUCCGACAGCACCGAGUUUCUCUAUGCCGAACUCCGCGACGAUGAACAGCUUAAUGAUUGGCGAACAAAGACUCAUGCAGAACCAAGCUAACGUAAGCCAGACGUUCAUUCAGAAUGAUAGAUCACCUCUGAUUGAACAGAUUGCUGAGCAUCGCCAUAACCAGAUCCUUGGUCAGAUCACGAACAGUUUUCAGGAGCAGAUGCUAUCUAUGGGUAGCCAUGUCAUGUCCGGAGUGUCGAAACUAAGAGUUGAACUUGCUCAGGCCGAAACAAGGCUUGGAGAAGAGGAACAGCAAGCCAGAGCCAGAUUCUCAACAGGCCAAACUCAAUUGGAAUCGCAGGCCCUUGAGAUAAACAUGGCUCGCGGUGAAGCUCAUGCCUUGGCUGAAAAAUUGAGAUCUGCAGAAUCGCACGCAGAUUUGUCAUAUGCUAGGCUCCAGGAGCAACUCCACCUAGCGGAAGCUAAGGCCAUGAGCAAUGCUGAUCUCAUGAACUCUGAGCUUGACAGUGUACGCGUUUCUGCUGCCCAGGCAACAAAUGCAGUGCAGGCUUCAUCUGAGGUUGAGAUCAAUCGCCUCUCUGCUGAGGUCCGAGACUUCAGAGUAGUCGUUAGUCAGGAGUCCGAGAAGCGGAAAGCAGCUGAGAGAGAGAACGCUGAGCUCAAAUUGCAGCUCAGCAAGGCAAUUGCCGCUCUUGAGGCUCAUGCCAACGCCUCGAGCUCUGUGCCCACUGUGCCCCCGGGACUUGUUCCGACGAUUCCUAUCAACACGCCUCCGCAGGAUGGCAUGGGACCAAGGUUCCGACGCCCCCCUGACGGUGGUGGCCCAGAUGAUGGGGAUGACGGCGGCAGUGAUGAUGAUGACUCCAGAUUAUCUCCCAAGCAGCUCAAGGCUCUGCUCAAAUCCCUGGCCAGGAGUAGCAAGAAGUCGGGGGAUGACAAGGAUACUGAGGAUGAAGGUAGGCAGAUCCUGUUUCUCUUGCACAAGUACUUUGCUACCAAUGCUUUGCACAAUUCUGUUUAUGAUAUGGAAGACUUGUUGUCAGUCACCAUGACUAACGAGAAUUUGGUGACAUUCAUCAGGUGCCAUCCGGGCGCCCUCGCACACCCACACCCGGCAGAGGCCGUGGUCCGCGCAGUCCCUCGAGGUCGCAAGAAGGGCGGUGGUCAUUCCAUUCCUACUGCGGUUUGCCUUUUAGGAGCAAUGAUGGCAGGCACGGCUCACCAUGCCGAUGCUUACACUCUCCGGAAGGAUGAGUCGUGUUGGCCCUCUCAUUAUUCCGAGUUUACACACCUGGCGCUUGCAGCGGUGUCAUUCGAUGACAGCCCUGACUAUAUCAACUUCCCUCUUAGAGAUGGAGAAUUGAAGUACUCUGUUGAAUACCCCAAACGUACCUUCACAAGUAGCUGGUCUACUGAGGACGUUCCAUCGGGCAACGCACAAUCCACCAAGGAUGCGCUCAUGGCAGCAAGGAUGCUACGCGCAUCUGUGCGGAGCAGUCUCGAUGGUGUGCCUGCAAAGUGCAACUUCUGUUGUGAUACCGAGUUUGGUUGCGACCACUGCAUUCCAAAGGGUCUAAGGGUUACGUGCCCCGCCAAACCAGAUGCAGCGUUAUGUUCUCAUCCCAUGGAAUGGAUAGGGGAUACAGGGAGUGCUCAAGAUCUCAUCUCCGAGCGGGAGCUCGCGGAUCUGGUUCCAUUUGAAUCAGACUGCCCAAUCAACAUCUCUACUGCGAAUGGUCCGGGCUAUGCCAACAGGCAAUGCGAGGUGGGGGUUCCCUCCAUCAAUAGCGUUGCCAAGCCAUAUGUGUUGCCCAACACUCCGAGCGUUCUUUCGGUUGGUCAGAGAUGCAUGGAGCAAGGGUAUGAUUUCAUUUGGAAAGGAUUUCAGAGACCAUACUUCAAAGUUCCUGGCAGUGGGAAGGUUUACCUUGAUGUACGGGAUAAUGUUCCAUACCUCAAAUCAUGGAAAGAAGGAACUACGUGCCCUGCAAGAAGGAUCGCCGCAUCAUCAGGCGGGAGCCGUACGGACCCCGAGAUCGUGGCGAAAGAGCUUCUCCAGAAUCAGGACUUUUCGCAUCGGUCGUGCUUGAAAUUACUCAAAGAAUCAACUUUCAAACAGCCCAAGAGCCGUCGCAGUGCGAUCCGCGUCAAAGAUGACCGCGACUCAAAAUAUCUCGUGUUUGGAGCGUUUUCUCAUGGGGGAAUGCAAGGGAUCACAAAACGAUCCAAGUCCUACCCCAAAGUCAUUCAGUAUCUCCUGGGAUAUCUUAGGAAGCAUGGCGUUGAUGGGCCGGUGACGUCCUUAGCUGUGAAUUGUAAUUCCGAUGUCAAGAUGCACAAGGAUGUGAACAAUCAUCGUGACCACGACAAUUUCACAAUCUCGCUUGGAGACUUCACAGGUGAUGACCUCUCCUUCGGGAGUGAGAGGUGGAGCAUCACGGCCUAUGUCAACCGAGCUAUCCAUAAACUUAGCCCAGAUGAGAUUACCAAAUUGAAAGAGUAUGGGUUCCUUGAGGAAGCCUCGUACCUGCUGAACCGAGCGAUUCGCCUCCUCAUCCUGAAGGACGAGUGCAUUGCCGCGUUGCAGCAUUUUGUUUCCUCCUCUGACGAGGCCUAUCAGUUUCAUGUUCCCAACGGAGAGUUUGUUUUUCCCAUGCGUGAAAGGUACGAAAAGGUCCAGCAAGGUCUUGCUACUGAUGCUUUAGAAGGCCCAGUGUCACAAUCGCUGACGAACCAAGAUGCCGAGCCUGCUCUUGAGCAGGACUCCGUUGACGCCGACCGGAAGGAUGAACCCUCGUUGGUCAUUGAUCCAAAGAGUGGGAAAAUGAUUCCCAUUCCGGAAGGGGGUGGUUACUACGACUCGGGGGGUACCCUGGGACGUAGAUAUGGCGGGACCAGAGGUUCCAGAAAGCCAGAUAGUAUUCCAUCUGAUCUUUGGGUUCGGUUGUCUAAGAAGCAGAAAGACAAAGCGAUUGAAGACGAAGUCCGGGAGAAUGCUCUCAGAGAACUCGAGUCUGGUGGUGGUGGUUCAUCAAGCAGCAGCGGCAAGCCUGCCGCAGUGGCGAAUGCUUCCAAGGAUGAAUGGGUCAUCCGGGGGGACAAGUUGAUCAGGUUCCAUUACAUUCCCAGAAAGGAGUUGUUUUCGCCUGACCUCACCGAUUGCCCUGUUCCAAUUGCCUCUCUCGGAAGGGAUAGAGUCACCAAGAUCAUGCCGCUAGGCGGUACAGAGAUUAUCCCCGACUUCCCAUGCAUGCCUACUGUUCCAACUGCUGAAGAUCCGCAUAGAACCAAAGUUGCCCGCGCAUUCCCUGAAACGUUUCAGGAAAUCACUGAGGCCAUUGCCAUGGUUGCUAGGCCAGUGGGCAAAAAGGAACUCAUGACGGAUUCAGACGCUCAAGCGUCAUUGGAUAUGGAAUGGGAUAAACUCAUCAAGAAGAAGGCCUGGGAUAUGUCAACUGUCAGAGAGUGGGAUGACGUGUCAAAAGAAGCUGCUAAGAAGGGUAAGAAAGCCCAUGUAGGCAAGAUCUUUGAAAUCUGCGUUGAAAAAGGUAGCGAGCUUCCCAAAGAAAACCCCUUACGGAAGUUCAAGGGUCGAACCGUCUUUCAGGGUAAUAAUGUCAGAGAUGAGAACAACGACACUGCUCUCUUUAGCGAGCUGGGCUCCAGUCCAGCUACCAUGGAGGCAGGGAAGGUUCUCGACGCCUAUGGCCAUGCCCCAAACCAUGGGGUAGAACAAGCAGAUGGCAAACAGGCGUACACUCAGACAACCCUUAAAGGAGCAGACACUUGGGUACGCCUCCCGCGGGAGCGGUGGCCUAAAGAGUGGAUAGGGAAAUAUAAAGAUCCCGUUGUGCGUUUGAGGUUGGCCCUCUACGGGCACCCAGAUAGCGGCGGCUUCUGGGAGCAACAUUGCGAGAAACGACUCAAGGAGGUAGGAUUUGAGCUUGUCUACCCAGCGGCGUGGCCCUCAGUAUUCUUUCACCCGACACUUAGGCUCUUGUUAGCAGUGUACGUGGAUGACUUCAAGAUGGCCGGGCCUAAAGAGAACCUUGCCAAAGGCUGGGAACUCAUUGGCUCCCGCAUCGAUAUGGUCCCAUUCAAACCUCGCGCGGCGGAAGCCCUCGCCCUCGACCUCGGGUCGCACAGGCUCACCGUGGCUGCUCCUCUAGGCAAAGAGGACUCGCCAACCGAGACGUGGGACUCUACCCUGGGGGGUUGGAUCGAUGUGCUCUACCGAUAUGCACAGGAGGAGCUUGAGGCGCUGAAUGAGUGGCCGACAAAGCAACAGCUUCGCGUGGAGAAGGCUGUUCGCAAUCUGAGGCUGCUCCUCGCGAGGCAUGAUGUGUGUGGGAUCACCGUUCUCACAGGAGACCAUCAUUCUGAAGUGUUUCCCACAGGACCUGAGUACGGUCUCUGCAUGGAACAGCACGCUGACGCGAUGCUUGCCCUUGGCAUCAACAUUGUCGAUCCGAUCGAAAUGUAUGGCCAUACUAGCAAGCCUGACGACUUCCACGCUGAUGCGUCGGACAGGAACAAACAGGUCAUGGUCCCAUGGCAUUGUUCACUGCUCCGUGGUGUUUUUGUCAAUCAUCAGCUUAUGAAGGUUCGUGAUCAGUUGGUCGCCAACCAAAGGGAUGUGGUGUUUCACAACCACUUUUUGAUGGGGAAGGCGGAACCCUUCUUGACGGUGCCACCUGCGUCGGCGCAGCUCAUCCACAAGCCGAUCGAAGAUCCAAACCCACCUCAGGCGAGGGAGGCUGAAGAGGAGAUCGUCCUUUCUGGCCCACUCCUGGGGGAGAUGGAAGAGCCGAGCAUGAUGCAGGUUCCCGAGGUCCCGAAUGCUCAGGAAGAAAUUUCUGACUUGGACUUUGCUCGCCUUGAUACGAGACCUGGGGCCGGCUGCGUCGUGGAAGGUGCCGAAUCCGCACUCCUCAACGUCAUCACAGAGGACAUCAUCAAGGCCACCUUCGAGGCCGUGAAGGACGCCACCGAAGAGGAGCUCAAGCAGGCCGCCGUUGAGGCACAGGUCGUUAAUCUCGACGACUUUGUGGAGGCGGAAGAGCUCCCGGCGGAAGCCAAGGGAAGGGAGACGUACGUCGCCCAACCGGGCAGGAUCGAGGGAGCCGCUUCCUCGGCCGAUGUCCGGCCCCCGGCUGGUCCCACGGCCGCAAUGGAGGAGUCAGAGGAUGAGGUCGUCAUCAUGGACGCCCCUCUGACGAGUGAGGCCACGAUUCAGAAGCCAUUUACGCCGGCUGCUAAGCCAAAGCCGCCUGCGCUUCCGAGGUGGAUGACGGCCGAUCAGCUCCCGCCUUUGCCAGACGACUACCGCUGGCUGACGCCGGGCGCACGCGUAGCACUCAGCAAGAAGAUCAGUUUCCUGACGCGAGGCUUCGCGGAGAUUCGCGCGCCGCACCUCCAUGUGAAAGCGGCAGAGGAUCACUCCCUUAGAUGGGACGAGUUCUUCGAGAAACUAUCCCAGAUGUGGAGGGGGCUGAGGGUGGAAAACGUGGUAGACGCGUUGCUACACAACGACAAGCUCCGUUUCGAGAUCAAGGUGAACUUUGGUCUCAACAAGCUCGUCGUCUUCCACGCCAUCCGAGCCAUCCAGGGGCAUAAUGCAACCCUCCUCUCUGACGAGACGGACCUCAAUGACACGCAUGCAGCGGUCUACCACUUAGCCGAAUCCUGGUUUCCGACAUUGAAGGAUCGGCCCCCGGAGCAUGUACUCCGGAGGUGGCAGAGCAAGAGCCCCAUGCCGGGAUGCUACAUUGACUUCCUCUGCUCGGAGGCGGAAGACCUCUCGUUCGAUGAGUACAAGCACAUCUGCAACAACAUGCAUUCCCCCUUUCAGAUCGCGGAGGAUGAAAAUAUCACCGUCAACGGGGAGGCCAUCAACGCAGACGACGUUACCUUUCACACAGAGGCAAAGCCCCAAUAUGUGGGUAACGCUCGAUGGGGCUCCCGCCUGAAGACGUGGUACUCCGCGCUGGGGCGCAGGACGGAUGUGAGAUACCGAUCGAAGCUUGAGCAUUACGUAAUUCAAGAGUUCGUGGAUUUUCCCACUCUCAGAUGCGGCUCAUGCAAUCGGGACUUCGUCGACGGGAUGAUCAAUUGCCCAUGGUGUUCGGUCCGUAUUUCUGCCGAGAGCGAUAUGGCACACGUCACAGAAACCAAAAGGGCGCGCGAUGAAGCCAGCCGAAGGGGAACGGGGAUUGAUCUCCUCGCUAUCGCCCCCCGGAAGGGGUUGGCCAUGAAUCGACAUCGCGUCCGUCAGGGUCGUGACGAUGAUGACAUCAGUCUCCCGGCGGCAGUCAGAGGAAAGUGUUUGGCCAUGAAGAAGAGUCUCGCAAAGCGGGGUGGAGGUGAUCACUUGCUGGAGCUUCUCGACGAGCCCCUCGAUGCGUACAACUACGUGUCAAAAGGCAUUGACAUCGGAAGUCUCGCCCAGCUUGAGUUGUUUACGCGCCUUCACAAUCCCGCACCCGGAGGGGAUGCGCGUGGUCGCAAAGAGUUUGCAGGGAGCCACAAUGCUGACGCUCGCCUUAGCAUCGCCUGGAUGCCUGGUGACACCGAGAUCGUCUUGAACCGAGCGUUUUUCAUCGCGUUCUCUUCCAGGCUUUACAUCCUUGACGAGGCGGCCAUGCUCAUCUAUGCCACACAGCAGACGUACUUCGGCCAAAGGUUUCCUUUUUCGAUCCUAGGUUUUGAUGGCGAGAUCUACACUCCGGAGCCAGCCUCGGUCACAGAGCUUGCAGCACAGUUGGCAGAAUUCUUCAAAGUCCAACUUGGCUUCGCCGGGACCUACGAUGAUCCGGCACCCACUGAGGUAACCAUGUCAGGGAAUCUUCGCAUCCCGGAAGGGUUUGCCUCUAUGGGCCAGACGCAACUCAAUGAAGUCCUGCGCGAUACCCGCUUCUACGACAGACGUCUUGCCAGGACUGCCUAUGAUCCGGAAUGGGUCAGAGCCUCGAGGGCGAGGAGUGCAGGCUACAUGCGCGCACCUCCUCCUCCCGGAAGGGAUGGUCCAAGGGCAUCUUCAUCAAGACGUUAUGGAAGGGCUUCGGCGUCCCCUGCAAGACAGCACUCGGAGGGAGCCAAUGACCCCACUCGUGACAGGACCCGAUCAUCAUCGGCAUAUGGUGCCAAUCGUGGAAGAUCACCGAGGAGGACUGGUUCCUAUGUAGAGCCAACCAGCAAGGCAACGCCGCCAAGACUGCGCUCCGCCACACCAAGACCUCCAGCUGCGAGACGUCAGUCGAGCCAGCAAGAUCAGCCCGCUGCCUCACGCAGACGCGUUGAGCCAACCAACCCUACCGAGACGGAGGGAGAAUGGCUUCGAGCGCGCCGUGAACGGGUCAAUCAAAUGAUUGAGACCAGGCUGGAUGAGCUUACGCAGCUGCUCGAGAGACCGCUUGGCAUCACCUUUCCCUACGACGUCGAUGGUGAGGAGAUCAACGGGCGGGAGCCACGUCAUCCCAGAUUCAACCGCCUUGAAGCUUAUUACUGGGCAAUGCUUUAUGCACGCGACCAGCACUAUAUCCAGGAAGAGGAGGUCGUGAACUGCAUUCCAUCCUUCGGGCAGCUCAAUCGGGUGGUCGUAUAUGAUUACGAGAACGUGAUCUGGUACCUCAACGGCUGGGAGCACAAAGUCACCGACCCUUUCACAGGUGAAACCACUCGCCGUUACUGA